Molecule: messenger RNA, 5371 nt
Organism: Astyanax mexicanus (Mexican tetra)
Lineage: Eukaryota; Metazoa; Chordata; Actinopteri; Characiformes; Acestrorhamphidae
Exons: 6
Coding region: 168-1013 (281 amino acids)
Source: RefSeq, a predicted model, not a curated record
AUCUGGUGAGUGUGAUAAACAGAGCGCAGCUCCGCCCGCAGAGCUCAGAUUACUGCAGCUGAGUCUCAGAGAGGAGGAUCUGCUCUGGUCAUGUUAACCUGACUGACUGAAGAUCUUCCACCCAUUCCUGAUCCUGACCACAGUCCGACCUCCAGCAGGUACAGCAGAUGGUGGAAAUGGGACUUUUGGAACUACAGUGGUUUUGGCUGGGCCUCGUUUUUCAGCUCUGUGUUCUGCAGAGUUCCUCUCUUUCCGUUCGUUUCCUGAACCAGCAGCCCGUCUACGUGGUCAGCGGCCAGAUCCUGAUCCUGCAGGUCCAGAUAGACCUGGACUCUCCAGACGACUCCAUCACUAAAGUGAUAUGGGAGCAUCAGGCCAAGAGGAAUUCUGGGAAGACUGUAGUGGCUGAAUAUCCCACUAAGAGCUCUGGUGGUCGGGUGGCUGUAGAAAAAGGCGGAGCCGUGAUGAAGCUGAGCAACUACCAGAGAACAGACAGCGGGGAGUACACCGUAACCGCCUCCGACAGACGGGGGAACCAGAAAUCAGCAACCUGCACCGUCCACGAGUACGAGGCUGUUCAUCACGUGUCGGUGAUGGUGAACGUGUCUCACGCCGUGCUGCACUGCCGCGAGGCGUGGGGAACCGAUCCCACGUUCAGCUGGUUCCAUGAACAGGCCGCCGUGACCCAGGCUGUGGGUAAAGUGCUGGACAGUGGGAGUACUCUUCAUCUCUCUAUCCCACUCUGUGGACACUUCACCUGUGUGGUGUCCAACAAGCUGGGCCACAGCUCCGCCACCUACACUGCAGAGCCCUGUGAGAAGAGUAAUGGAGGUACAGCUGUAGCCGUUGUGUGUCUCCUGCUUCUGCUGCUGCUGGCUGGAGUUCUGGGCUUCCUGUACUGGAGGAGACGCAGCGGCACAAACGACUGGCGCCGACUCGUGUCUUCAGAAGAUCCAGCAAACAGAGCUGAACCCGCGUAUCUCUGCGACGUCGGAAGGGAGGAGGACGUGUGAUUCCCCUGAGAGAGAGAGUCUUCUCUCUCUGCAGCACUGUGACCUCAAACGCUAGCUCUGCUAACAGCUAACAGCACAUGAACUCCAGCCUCCAGCGGGGGAGGGUUAGCGUCUUCAGCUGAUCUUACACAAGCGAUAAACAACCACAACAGCACACUGUAGCCUUACUGUACUGUAGCAUUUCGGCUAAAGUCCUCCGCUCACGUGCUGUGAAGAAGGGAAGGAAGCUGAUGGUUAGCCACUGUUUGAAGCUUUUAAAGAAGGAACACUUGCACUGUUGUUGGUUUUCUCUCAGGUGGUUUUAGAUUUAGAAAUACUGUCUGUGACUCGGAGCUGUUUAAGAGUACCGGUAUUAUCAGAAUACUGUGCCUUUUAGUGUUCCUUAACUAAAAAAAAUAAAUAAAUACUGGUUAUUUAUAAAAUAUUUAUAAAAUUUGUAAGUCAUAUUUUCCCAGCUAAUGUUAUGGAAAAACCUUAAAAGUAACAUUCCCAAAACUAAAAAUUAGUUGCAAGAACAUUACCAGAACGUUUAAAAUGUUAAAUAAACCUGUUCUAAGAACAUCCAAAAAGAAAAUGGGCGAUUUUAGUUCUUUCAUCUGUUUCGAUUUUAAUUACCGUAUUUUUCGGACUAUAAGGCGCACUUAAAACCUUUUAAUUUUCACAAAAAUUGACAGUGCGUCUUAUAAUACGGUGCGCCUUUUGUAUGGAUUUUACUCGUCAGGUUGUAAGGAGCAGUAAACACACACUCCGUGCAGCGUUAUAGAGAGUUUCAGUGCUAUACAGAGUCCAGAGCCGUGCAGCUCCGAGGCUGAGCAGCAAUAGCAUUAGCUAGAUGCUAACCGCUAAGCUAGCUAGCUUAUUCACUGAGAUCAGUAUUAUCUAAAUUUUACUCGUCAGGUUGUAAGGAGCAGUAAACACACACUCCGUGCAGCGUUAUACAGAGUUUCAGUGCUAUACAGAGUCCAGAGCCGUGCAGCUCCGAGGCUGGAGCAGCAAUAGCAUUAGCUAGCUAAUUCACUGUUCAGAGAUCAGUAUUAUCUAAAUUAUCUAAAGUAAACACACACUCCGUGCAGAGCCGUGCAGCUCCGUGGCUGGAGCAGCAAUAGCAUUAGCUAGAUGCUAACCGCUAAGCUAGCUAGCUUUUUCACUGUUCAGAGAUCAGUAUUUUCUAAAUUUAGCACUUUUAAUACUGCUGGAGCAGUAUUAUUAGAGUUAGAUGCUAAUCGCUAAGCGUUCACCGUUCAGAGCUGAGUUAUCGGCCUGUAAGUCUGUGCUAGUUUGCCUGGCUAGCAUUAGCUAGAUGCUAAGCGCUAACUCUCUCAGAGGUGAGUUUUAUCAGCCUGUAAUCUGCUUGUUUACCGUGUUAAAACAAGCUACGGGGGACGAAUCGCUAGCUAAUAUCUCACUGUCUUACCAGAACACGCAGGAUUACUCAGUGUAACGCUGUCGUUUAAGUUUGGGUUAACUUUACUAGUUUAGGUGACUAGCUAGCGUGCUAGCGGAUAGCUAUGCUAACGCUGGUGCAGCAAGCCUUAGUGGAAAUCUGGAAAUCUAAGCUUACUGUAAAUAAACUGAAGCACGUUACUCACCCAAAUAAACAGUUUUCAGGAGAGGAAUCUGUGUAGAUUAAUCUCCAGCACUCGUUUGACUUUGAAAGAGCUAGAUUUGUAUCCCGUGGGGGAAGGGAAACAUGGCGCCACCCCUGUUCACUUUGAUAUAGGCACCCUUUCUAGUGUCACUUAACGCGCCUUAUAAUGCGAUGCGCCCUAUGUAUGGAAAAAUACCAGAAAAUAGGCGUUCUUUGAUAGUGCGUCUUAUAAUACGGUGCGCCUUAUAGUCCGAAAAAUACGGUAUUUAAACUGUUUAUAAUAUUUUUAAGACUUCAGACUACACAAAAAUCAUAUUUUCCCAGCUUAAUCAUUUACUAAAAACCUUUAAAAGUAAAAAAAAAAACAGAUUUUUUAUUAUUUCAACUCUUUUGAUUUUAAAAAUUUCAACUGUUAAAAAUAUUUAUAAGAUUCAGACUACACAGAAAACCUUAAAAGGAACAUUACCAGAACGCUUAAAUAAACCCGUUCUAAGAACACUGUUCUAUUAACAGUUUUGACUGUAAAUUAUUUCUAUAAUAAGUAUCAACGACAUUAACAGAAAGCUUAAAAACGUUAAAUAAACCUGUUCUAAGAACAUCCAAAAAAAUGGCAGACUUUUAUUGUCCCAUAACUUUUAUAAAAAAGAACAUUUCUGUUAAUGCUGUUUUGAUUUUAAUUAUUUCAAUUGUUUUUAAUAUUUGUAAGACUUUGGACUACACAGAAAUCAUAUUUUCCCAGCAUAAAGUUAUGGAAAAACCUUAAAAGUAAUAUUCCCAACGCUAAAAAUUUGUUACAGCGACAUUAAACAAGGAACUUGUACUGUUAUUGGUUUUAGAUUUAGAAAUACUGUCUGUGACUCGGAGCUGUUUAAGAGUACUGGUAUUAUCAGAAUACUGCGCCUUUUAGUGUCUCAUAACUUUAAAAAAAUGACUGAUUUUAAUUGUUUCAACUGUUUAUAAUAUUCAUACUACACAGAAACCAUAUUGUUCCAGCCUAAUGUUAUGGAAAAACAGGUUAAAUGUUAAAAGUAACAUUCCCAAAGCUAAUAAUUUGAAUGCCUAAACACGCUUAAUGCUUAAAUAAACUCAUUGUAAGAACAUUCGAAAAGAAAAUGGCAGAUUUUUGUUGGUCCAUAACUUGAAAAACAAACAGAUUUUUAAUUCUUUCGACUGUUUAUAAUAUUUAUAAGACUUCAGACUACACAGAAAUCAUAUUUCCCCAGCUUAAUAAUUUUCUGAUGUUAUGUAAAAACCUUAAAAGUAACAUUCCCAAAAGUUUAAAAGAAAGAACAUUCUAAGAACGUUUAAAAAGGCUGGCAGAUUGAACUUUCCAAGAACUUUCAACUUUUGGUGUCCCUUAACUGUUUAAAAAUUACAGAUUUUUAAGUUAUUUGACUGUUUAAUUAUACCUAUAAUAAGAAACAUUACCAGAACAUUUAAAAACAUUAAAUAAACCUGUUCUAAGAACAUCCAAAAAAUUGGCAGACUUUUGUCGUCCCAUAACUUUUAUAAAAAAAAGUACAGAUUUUUAAUUCUGUUAAUGCUGUUUUGAUUUUACUUAUUUCAAUUGUUUGUAAUAUUUGUAAGACUUCAGACUACACAGAAAUCAUAUUUUUCCAGCCUUAAAAGUAACAUUUGCAAAGCUAAAAAUGUGUUGCAGCAACAUUAAUGGAAUGCUUUAAAACAUUAAAUAAACCCGUUCUACAAACAUCUAAACAUCUAAAUCAGGGGUGUCCAAUCUUUUUUUGUUGGGGGCCAGAAGGAGAAAUAUAUUUGAAGUCACAGGCCACAGACUCUGUAAUAAACAUAUAAUGAAAUAUACCACUUUAAAUAAUACAUUUUCCUGAUUAUUUCAUUUACACACCGUUUUACUUGACUUACUAUCUUUAUCUUUGACAGUGUUGUGUAAACUAAGAUUUUUCAAAUUGAUGUUUUAUUUCAUGAUGUCUCUUAAUAUUACACUCCUUAAUUACGGCAACUUUUAGACUCUUUGCCCCGUUUUUCUGUGCUACAACUGAACACUCUCGGCACUUUUAGACUCUUUGGCCUGUUUUUCUGUGCUACAACUGUGCACUCUCUCUGCUUUUAGACUCUUCUGCCCGUUUUUCUGCGCUUUAACUCCACUCUCGCCGCUUUUAGACUCUUUGUUCUGUUUUUCUGCGCUUUAACUUCACUCUUGCCGCUUUUAGACUCUUUGGCCCGUUUCUGACAGCUAGCGUUCAAACUUUGAAUCUCACAUUAUAAAAACCUGCGUAACAGCGGGCCAACUUUCAUUCUAUUUCUAAAAUACCUCGCGGGCCGCUCCAAAAAAGGAAACGGGCCGCAAAUGACCCGCGGGCCGUAGUUUGGACACCCCUGAUCUAAAUGUAUUUCUGAAAAUAGCUAAAUAAAUCAUUGAAAUUAUUUUAAAACAUUUUCAUUUUAAAAACAUUUAAAUGAACCAGGCGGGACUGCAGAAAUGGCAAAAAAAAACACCCCCCACAUCGAAUAAAACUGUAUAAAAUGUACCAAAAAUGACUGUAAGUGAAGGUUAACAUUCCUCCAUAUUUGUAACAAUAUGUUCAUUCAGAGUGCAUGUAGAAACUGUAUUGUUACACAGUGUUUGAACAGGCUGCGACACAGAAAGGCACUUUAUACUGAUAUUAUAACGCAAUAGUGUCUGUGAAUGUGGACUGUACUGUACUAUUCCUGUACACUUUUCUUGUUAAGCACUCAUUAUUGUUUUAAAUAUCAAGUUUUGUGUAUAUAAAAUGUGUAUAAAAUAUAUAAA